Messenger RNA from Lottia gigantea (owl limpet), 1466 nucleotides. RefSeq lists its product as hypothetical. Lineage: Eukaryota; Metazoa; Mollusca; Gastropoda; Lottiidae. Bases 1 to 1299 code for a protein of 432 amino acids. Gene Ontology annotation, biological process: DNA replication initiation; DNA replication. Gene Ontology annotation, molecular function: DNA replication origin binding. The transcript is spliced from 13 exons. Gene Ontology annotation, cellular component: nucleus; nuclear origin of replication recognition complex. The record is from RefSeq and is a predicted model, not a curated record.
AUGGAAGAUUGGAGAGUAUUAGAAGAUACAGUACCAUGUCGAGAGAAAGAAAUAGAGAAUAUUCUAGCUCUAAUGGGACAGAAAGAUCAGAUGACACCAGCAUCUGUAUUUAUCUAUGGUCAUACCGCCACUGGUAAAUCUCAUGUAGUCAAUUCACUUCUUAAAAUAUCACAGGUACCAUAUGUACUAGUGAAUUGUGUGGAGUGUUAUAGUUCUAGAUUUCUUUAUGAACAUAUUCUCAACAACCUCUCUCAUACCAACCAUACAGAACAAUAUAGAUGUGAUAAUAUGAAUGACUUUAUUCGUUCCUUUCAACAAAUUAUAGAAGAAAAAAAUUAUAAAGAUCAUACAGUGUAUAUAGUACUAGAUAAAGCAGAAAGAUUAAGAGAAAUGGAAGCUAAUAUUCUACCAUCAUUUCUGAGAAUUCAAGAACUGACACAGUGUAAUGUUUGUGUUAUGUUUAUAAGUGAGAUUGUAUGGGACAAAUUUAGAAGUGGUACAGGAUCAUGUGAACCAUAUAUUCUUCAGUUUCCUGAUUAUUCUAAAGAUGAUCUGAUGAAGAUAAUGAGUUUAGAUUGUCCAACUGAUUACGAUGUAGAUUUUUAUAGUAAUUUUACCAAUCUGGUAUUAUCAGUCUUUCAUCUAGUAUGUCGUGAUCUGAAAGAAUUACGUCAUCUAACAAUGUUAAAUUUUGAUAAAUAUAUUGAACCAAUACAGAAGGGAGAAGCUACAAUGAAUGACAGUAGAAAACUAUGGAGAAAUAUCGAACCUCAUCUACGCAAAGCUUUACAAACAGUUUAUCUUAGAGAAGUGUCAAGUGCUCAAUGGGAGAAGUUACAAAUGGAAAUGUCAUCCACUGAAAGUACUGCUAUGUUAAGUAGAAGUCAUGUUGAACUACCAUUCUAUUCUAAAUAUCUACUAAUAGCUGCCUAUAUAGCAUCUUAUAAUCCUGUUAAAUCAGACAGAAGAUUCUUUAAAAAGGUUUCAAAGAUGACUAGAAGAGCAGCUUUGAUGAAGAAGAAAGAAAGAGCUAGUAAUCAUUUAUUAGGACCUAAACCUUUCCCAUUAGAUAGAUUACUAGCUAUAUUUUAUUCUAUAGUAGAGGGGAGGGUAGCACCUACAGCUAAUAUAUUUUCACAAAUAACAUCUCUAGUCAGUAUACAUCUACUGGGUCAAACAGCAGGAGAUGAUCAAAUAGAAAUGCCAAAAUAUAAAUGUUUGAUAUCUCUGGAUUUUAUCAGGUCUGUUUCAAGGACUGUCAAUUUUGAUGUUUUGUCUCAUCUGUAUGAUUUCAUGUGAAAGGUGUGUACAUAGAUUUCAACACUGUUUUAUGAAAUGGACAAUAUAGUCAAAUGGUCUAGAGUGGAAUCAACUUGAUCUACAAGUAUGUUUAUAUGGUUUGAAUAAAAUGUUUUGAAUUAAUUUUUGUCAAUGAUUUUGUGUUUGAAGAAUAUAAAUGAAGUGAU